Molecule: messenger RNA, 1723 nt
Organism: Anopheles coustani
Lineage: Eukaryota; Metazoa; Arthropoda; Insecta; Diptera; Culicidae
Gene: HemK1
Product: MTRF1L release factor glutamine methyltransferase
Exons: 2
Coding region: 181-1188 (335 amino acids)
Biological process (GO): protein methylation
Cellular component (GO): mitochondrion
Molecular function (GO): nucleic acid binding; protein methyltransferase activity
Source: RefSeq, a predicted model, not a curated record
GGCAACUCGGCUUCAUUGACAGCCUUGCUGUCAGUUGAGUUGCUUGCAAAAUAUUGCGAAUUGUUGACCCGGAUCGAUUGCAUGAUGCAGCUCACGUUGUUUGUUGCAGGAAGAAGUUUGCACCCGUUUCGAUUUAGCUGCACAGUGUUUUAAUCAAUCAACUAGAGUGCACUCUCCACGAUGCUGUUGUCGUCACGUGCUGCAGCGCGUUUAGGCGUGUCGUUAUUUUCCCGGCUCCCGGUACGCCUGCUGGAACCCACAGUGGUGCCCUACAGUGGAAGCACGGGUCCCGUUGCGGCGCACUCUGCCCUGCCAGCAACGGUGCAGACGGCCCAAGAAAAGUGGAUAAAGCGUUUCGAAUCCGAAAACAUACCCGAACCCGAAACGUCCAUUACGAACAUCAUAGCGCACGUGCUGCAAUUGGCCGGUCCGGGUGAUGUAGGCAAGCAUCAGAACUCGUCGCUUAACGAAAUGCAAAUGAGUAAAAUCGAAGAACUGUGCGAGUGCCGCCUUGCCCGCAUGCCCAUCCAGUACAUCAUCCGUGAGUGGGAUUUUCGUGAUCUAACCCUUAAGAUGGCUCCACCAGUGUUUAUACCACGCCCCGAAACGGAGGAGUUGGUUGAACUGAUCCUGCAGCAGAUGGACACCGGGAGGGAAUCGUCCUUUCUGGAGAUCGGUUGUGGUACCGGUGCCAUAAGCCUUUCCAUCUUGAAACAUGCUCCAAAGGCAUCCGCGAUAGCAAUUGACCAGAGCCGCUUGGCGUGUGAGCUGACACAAGAGAAUGCUAACGCGACUGGUUUGAUGGACCGGCUUCGAAUAUUCCGGCACAAAGUGAUCGACGAUCUGCCGGAUGCGCUGGCCGGGCAGAAAUUCGACAUGAUCGUUAGCAACCCACCGUACGUUCCAUCGGUGCUCAUACCAACACUCGAUCCGGAGGUUAAAAUCUAUGAAGAUCUGCGCGCCUUGGACGGUGGUAACGAUGGUUUGACUGUGAUAAAGGCGAUUCUUCGCGUAGCCGGCAAGCAUCUGGCUAAGGACGGUGUGCUGUGGCUCGAGGUGGACAGCACACAUCCGCCGGUGAUUGAAAAGUUUCUCACCAAGCACGGCGAGUUGAUGGGACUUCGCUUUCUAGCAUCUUACAAGGAUCUGUUUCACAAGGACCGUUUCGUUGAGAUUGUUAAACUAUGAAUGGUACGUUUUUGAUGUGCUAGCAACGUUGACGACGUGGUCGCAUAAGUAUACCGUAUUAUCCAACCAUCUACUAGGGAAUUACAUAAAUUCAAAAUAGAAAACCCUAUUUUUAUUGUUUUAGUCAUUAUAUUAAAUUUCGCAUGUCUGCUUUAAAGCAAGCUCUCCGUUUAGUAUCCGCAGUGCUAGAUGGAAUGAAAUCAAAUCUCCGGUUUGGGCGAUAGAGUACUAACUUUAGUUUAAUGGUCGUCAUGAUGGGUGAAGGAAAUGGGUGGAAUAACGACGUUGCGGAAUGGUAUCCGAUUUUGUAAAGAAGCAUGAUCUUUCGGAAAAGCAUGUUUUAUAAGCUUUAAAUUGACUAUUAAACUAUAAAUUGAACAGGACUGUAGAAUAUUCUUUAAUAGCUGCGAGCAAAUGAAACACUCGAAACACGUGUGCUUGAGUUCAUACGUUUAUUUUUCAAAAUUAUAUCCACGUAGUAGCCUACAGUAUCCGUUUGCGACACUCCCGUGCACCGCAAUUGCAAAACAGAACC